CCACGUGGUUUCGUCUCCUGUAUAAAAACUUUGGGUGCGCUGAGCCCCUGUCGUCGUGGUUCCAAAGGGGCAGAAAAAGAGGGUUCUCUCCACUGGAGCUGGCGUUGUGCUCCACAGCACGCACUCACGGACCCUGGUGCACACGCGCGAAACACUCCACGGACCGCAGCAGCCGGACAAGUGGACUUUGUGCGCGUUUUAAGCGUGAACGGCGGGACAGGACACUGUUCGUGUAUAAAUGUAGUGGACGUAAACGUGGUUUGACACACGCGCGUCAACAAUCAAACCUCCUGCGUGCGCUUCGCCAACUUUUGGUUCUGUAGAGGAAACACGCCAGAUCCACAAUGAGUGGAUGGCGUCACGGCUGUAACCAUGUCAGUCUGUCUCUGGGUUUCUUCUGGAUAUCUGCUUUCUGACUUCUGGAGCACAAGCGGAUGUUCUUUGUGAUUUACUCGAAACUUUGGUUUGUUUAUAUAAUCUUGACUUUUUGCUCCACUAGUGCUGUAAAUUCAGCUUUAGCACAAUGAGCCUACACGUUGUGGCACUGGCCUGUACGUUUGCGUGCAUUGUGUCCGCGCGCAGCAGCUCGGCCGCCGGGACUCAGAGUCGGAGCUCGCCCCAAGAGUCGUGCGCGUCCUGCGGACUCAGGGCGCCGGAUCAGUCGGAGCGGGUGAACGUGGACUUCUUGGAGGCGGUGAAGCGGCACAUACUUAACAGGCUGCAGAUGAGGGAGCGACCCAAUAUCACCCAUCCCAUCCCCAAGGCUGCCAUGGUGAGCGCCCUGAGACGGCUGCACGCCGGCAAAGUGCGCGAGGACGGCAGGGUGGAGAUCCCCAGCUUUGACGGACAGGCUGCGUACAACAACGAGGUUCAAGCGGAGUCCUCGGAGAUCAUCAGCUUCGCCGAAUCAGAUGAGCAAACAUCCAAGUCUGGUCUGCAUUUCCUCAUCUCCAACGAGGGCAACCAGAACCUUUAUGUAUCGCAGGCCAACCUGUGGCUGUACUUCCGCAUGCUGCCGGCCGGGCCUGACAAGGGCCUCCGGAGAAAGGUGACAGUCAAGAUCCACUACCAGGAGGCCGGUGCUGCUGCAGCUGCAGACGCAGCCAGCGGCGGUCGCUGGAGCCUGGUGGAGAAGCGCGUGGACCUGAAGCGCAGCGGCUGGCACACGUUCCCCCUGUCGGAGGCCGUGCGGGCCGUGUUCGGGAGAGGCGGCCGGCGGCAGGACCUGGAGGUCCACUGUGAGGACUGCGAGACAGCCGGCGUGGCCCCGGUGCUGGUGGACCCGGGCGACCCGUCCCAUCGGCCCUUCCUUGUACUGCGCGCACGGCAGGUGGACGGAAAGCAUCGCAUUCGCAAGAGGGGGCUGGAGUGCGACGGCACCAGCGGGGGCCUUUGCUGCCGGCAGCAGUUUUACAUAGACUUCCGCCUCAUCGGCUGGAACGACUGGAUCAUUGCGCCGGCUGGUUACUAUGGUAACUACUGCGAGGGGAGCUGUCCGGCCUACAUGGCAGGUGUACCGGGCUCUGCCUCCUCCUUCCACACAGCCGUCGUUAACCAGUAUCGCCUCAGAGGGAUGAGCCCCGGCUCCGUCAACUCCUGCUGCAUCCCCACCAAGCUCAGUACUAUGUCCAUGCUUUAUUUUGAUGACGAAUACAAUAUCGUGAAGAGAGACGUGCCCAACAUGAUUGUAGAGGAGUGUGGCUGUGCUUGAGUCCACGCAGACCCCUCUGAACUGAACAUCUGAACUUGAAACAGAACAGCCUUUUGUUGAAACGGGACAUUAUUGUACGGUACAUAUACAACAUAUCUAUCCCCACUGUCUGUGCAGGCAGCACACACUCAUAUAACCCAUGUCUCAGUGUUGUGGACAUGCCUGCACACCUUUAUGUGUGUGUGUGUGUGCGUGCGUGCGUGCGUGAGUGUGUGUGUGCGUGCGUGCGUGCGUGCGUGAGUGUGUGUGUGUGCGUGCGUGCGUGCGUGCGUGCGUGCGUGCGUGCGUGCGUGCGUGCGUGCGUGUGUGUGUGUGUGUGUGUGUGCGUGCGUGCGUGUGUGUGCGUGCGUGUGUGUGUGCGUGUGUGUGUGUGUAUUUAUCAGCCCGAGCUGCACGCUGGCUGUCUUCGAGGUCAGUGAUGGGAAGAGAAGGGAAUGAUUAGCACCAAAUGAUACUUUGCUCUAGUUUGCCAUUUCUAGCCAAAAAAUAAUGGCCUGUCAUCCUCUCGAAUGAAGACAAAGAAGCGCUUAAGGAAGGUGACAGGAUUUCAGCCCUCCUCCUCCGACCAUCUUAAGUACUUUAAGCACAUGAUAGACUUUUGUUUUGAUAAAGCACUGACAAUUCAUCAGCUUGUACAAUUCAAUAUACCAGCACUUGACUGUGGUCACAGAGUUCUACUGGCUUUUUGCCGCCAUGCAGGAUAAUCCGCUGGUCUUCUUUGCAUGGCCGCCAGUUGGCGUCGGCCUUGACCUUUCUUCCCGAAGAGACUGCUGCCGGCCAGCUCUGCUGUCGCGACAACUAGGUGAAGACAGAUCUCGUAAGUGCACUUCACCCGAGAGCUGGGGGAAACACGAGCCUCUAGCUUCCACGCAGUGCAGUGCAGCACUGGCAAACAAACAAACUGAAAUGCACAUCCUGAAAAGCACUUGUAUAAAGAAAUGCCUUCCAAGGGCUACUGAGUGUCCUGUCCUAUUGGUAAAUAAGUGCCACAUGAGCUAUGCAAUGUAUAGUAAAUUAUAACCAUACUUCGACAUGCUCCAUUAGACUGAACUCCUUCCAUUUUCCUCUUCCUUCUCCUCUUCUCUCUUUUUCAGUCUCUGACUUUUUAUCAAUACUUGAAAUGUGAUCUUUCACUUCCUUUCCAAAGCGAAAGAUUGUUGUUAUGUUUGCACUGAUAAGUUGUGGGUUUGGUGAAACAAAAACUGCCAUUAAAACUUUAUUUUUAUAGAAGUAAAUUGAAUUAUGUUUCAAAUGUAUUUUACUAAAAUAAUGGAACCAAAGAGGCCACGAUUUGAGCUAUUGUCCUGUGAUGGCAAGGCCACUGAGAUGCUGUGUACAAUGUUGUUUUUAAUCAUUUUGCAAAAGGCCUGCCACUGUAUCAGGGUACGAUUUGAGUUUCAUUUCCUUAACUCUAUUUUCAUUUUCUGUUUUGUACAAAAAGCAACACCUUGUUUUUCAUCUUUAAUUCUAUUUUUUUUCAGUUUUCUAUUUAAUAAGAAAUGUUAUUUUUAGUUCCUCUCUGAGAAUCACUUAGUCAAAUAAAUGUCAUCUGUACAGUUUAUGUAAAAUAAAAUGUUUUCUUAAA
Molecule: messenger RNA, 3296 nt
Organism: Betta splendens (Siamese fighting fish)
Lineage: Eukaryota; Metazoa; Chordata; Actinopteri; Anabantiformes; Osphronemidae
Gene: inhbb
Product: inhibin subunit beta B
Exons: 2
Coding region: 524-1711 (395 amino acids)
Biological process (GO): SMAD protein signal transduction; BMP signaling pathway
Cellular component (GO): extracellular region
Molecular function (GO): cytokine activity; growth factor activity
Source: RefSeq, a predicted model, not a curated record